Balearica regulorum gibbericeps (East African grey crowned-crane) is the source of this 2498-nucleotide messenger RNA. The record is from RefSeq and is a predicted model, not a curated record. NCBI's taxonomy places the organism in Eukaryota, Metazoa, Chordata, Aves, Gruiformes, Gruidae.
CCGGAGAACGCCGGAGGAGAUCUCAAGGAUGGGCAGCACCACUACGAGGGAGCCGUCGUCAUACUCGAUGCCGGAGCACAGUACGGGAAGGUCAUAGAUCGUCGGGUGCGCGAGCUGUUCGUCCAGUCCGAGAUCUUCCCGUUGGAAACGCCGGCCUUUGCAAUCAGAGAACAAGGCUUUCGAGCUAUCAUCAUAUCUGGAGGACCAAACUCUGUGUACGCAGAAGAUGCACCCUGGUUCGACCCAGCCAUAUUUACCAUAGGAAAACCAGUCCUUGGAAUCUGCUACGGCAUGCAGAUGAUGAAUAAGGUAUUUGGAGGUACAGUGCACAAGAAGAGUGUUAGAGAAGAUGGAGUGUUCAGCAUUACUCUGGAUAACACGUGUUCCCUGUUCAGGGGCCUUCAGAAGGAAGAGCUUGUGCUCCUCACUCACGGAGACAGCGUGGAUAAAGUAGCUGAUGGAUUCAAAGUGGUUGCACAGUCUGGGAACAUUAUAGCAGGCAUAGCAAAUGAAUCUAAAAAACUGUAUGGAGCACAGUUCCACCCUGAAGUUAGCCUCACAGUGAAUGGAAAAAUGAUCCUGAAGAAUUUUCUUUAUGAUAUUGCGGGAUGCAGUGGUACCUUUACGGUGGAAAACAGAGAACUUCAGUGCAUUCAAGAUAUCAAAGAGAAAGUGGGCUCAUCAAAAGUCCUGGUUUUGCUCAGUGGCGGUGUGGACUCAACAGUGUGUACUGCUCUCCUGAACCGAGCUUUAAACCGAGAUCAGGUCAUAGCUGUACACAUAGAUAACGGAUUUAUGCGCAAAAGAGAGAGUCAGUCUGUGGAGGAGGCACUCAAAAAACUUGGGAUUCAAGUUAAAGUGGUGAAUGCAGCUCAUUCAUUCUAUAAUGGUACAACAACUCUGCCCAUCUCAGAUGAAGACAGAACUCCACGUAAAAGAAUUAGCAAGACCUUAAAUAUGACUACAAGUCCUGAAGAAAAAAGAAAAAUUAUUGGUGACACCUUUGUUAAGAUUGCCAAUGAAGUUAUUGGAGAAAUGAAUCUGAAACCUGAAGAGGUUUUUCUUGCUCAGGGUACCCUCAGACCUGAUCUCAUUGAAAGCGCUUCCCUUGUUGCAAGUGGCAAAGCUGAAGUCAUCAAAACUCAUCAUAAUGACACAGAGCUGAUUCGAAAGUUAAGAGAAGAGGGGAAAGUAAUAGAACCACUGAAAGACUUUCACAAAGAUGAAGUGCGAGUGCUAGGAAGAGAACUUGGUCUUCCUGAAGAGCUGGUUUCGAGGCAUCCCUUCCCAGGUCCUGGUCUAGCAAUCAGAGUGAUAUGUGCUGAAGAGCCUUACGUGUGCAAAGACUUUCCUGAAACAAACAACAUUUUGAAAAUAGUUGCAGAUUUUUCUGCAAGUGUUAAGAAGCCACAUACUUUGCUGCAAAGGGUCAAAGCGUGUACAACUGAAGAAGACCAGGAGAAGCUGAUGCAGAUUACAAGCCUACAUUCACUGAAUGCCUUCUUGUUACCAAUCAAAACUGUGGGAGUGCAGGGUGACUGUCGUUCAUAUAGCUACGUUUGUGGGAUCUCUAGUAAAGAUGCCCCACACUGGGAGUCUCUUAUGUUUCUUGCCAGGCUUAUACCACGCAUGUGCCACAACAUAAACAGAGUUGUGUACGUGUUCGGUCCACCGGUCAAAGAGCCUCCUACAGAUGUCACCCCCACGUUCCUGACAACAGGAGUCCUCAGCACUUUACGUCAAGCUGAUUUUGAGGCUCACAAUAUUCUCAGGGAGUCUGGUUAUGCUGGAAAAAUUAGCCAGAUGCCAAUAAUACUGACACCGUUGCAUUUUGAUCGGGACCCCCUACAGAAACAACCUUCCUGUCAAAGAUCUGUGGUUAUUCGAACUUUUAUUACAAGUGAUUUUAUGACCGGUAUUGCAGCAACUCCUGGUAAUGAGGUUCCAGAAGAGGUUGUGUUAAAAAUGGUGGCGGAGAUUAAGAAGAUUCCUGGCAUUUCUCGGGUGAUGUAUGACUUGACAUCAAAGCCACCAGGAACUACGGAGUGGGAGUAAUUAACUUUUUUUUCUAUUAAAGUACUGUGUGCAGUCUAAAUCAUAUCAGAAACCAUUCCCAGUGUUGACAUGCAGUACUGUGAAAGAGUGACUGGAGCUGCUACAUCGCAUCAGAUUCCUCUCCUGGAGCAUAAACCUGCAGUUAAGAGCUGUGCUGGGAAUAAUAACUAAGUGAGGCUGAGGAUUUGUACGGGUAAAUAAUCAUGGCAGCGUUGCCGGUGCGCAGAUUCCUAUUGCUUUUGCCUUUGUCUUACCGAUUCUUCCUCUUUUCAUGUGUUUUAUUGUUGACUGUCAUUUCAAUGUCUCUUUGUUUUUGUACACUGUGUAAAAAGAGACAGUUUAUUUACUUUUACCACAAGCAUUGUUACAGCCUAAAAAUGUAAAAUGAAUUGUGACCAACUGCUUUUGAACGGAUUUAUUAUAAAUAAAUAUUUUGCCAAAUG